UCGCCAUAGCCAGUCGAUUGUCAACAACCAGUUCGAUCGGACUCAUUAGGUUAAUUUUACAAACAUUAAUUUUAAUUUAGAUUUCGUGUCCAAAAGUACAAUAUAAAUUUAUUUUUAAUACAAAAUGUCAACAUUGAAGCAAGUUCCUCUUACAUGUGGUGGCCAUACAAGACCAGUCGUGCAUUUGGACUUUAGUGACGUUACUCAAGAUGGAUAUUAUUUGAUUUCGGCUUGCAAAGAUGGAAAACCCAUGUUGCGCCAAGGUGAAACUGGAGAUUGGAUUGGAACAUUUGAGGGUCACAAAGGCGCUGUCUGGGGUGUAGCCUUAAGUCAAAAUGCAAGCCUGGCGGCCAGUGGUGCUGCAGACUUUACUGCAAAGAUAUGGGAUGCACAGUAUGGAGAUAUAACACAAACCUUUGAUCAUGAACAUAUAGUCAAGAGUGUUAACUUUAACUCUGACGAUACAUUGCUGCUCACAGCAAGCAAUGAAAAGUUGAUUCGUGUCUUUGAUCUUAACAAGCCUGAGGCUGGUGCAAUUGAAAAGAUAAGUGCUCACACAAACAGCAUUAGGCACGCUGUAUUCCUGCACAACUCCCGCAUUGUGAGUGUGAGUGAUGAUCUCACCAUGCGAGUGUGGGACAGAAACAGCGGGGAGGAAGUACAAAAGCUGGAAUUUCCGUCGACUCCCAAUAGCCUUGAGUUAUCGAGGGAUGGCGCAGUUUUAACUGUGGCACACGGUACAAGUGUAUCGUUCUACUCGUCGGACACGAUGCGUAAGAUGCGAGAGUUCUCCGUGCCCACCAAGUGCUACUCAGCUUCGCUGGCUCCGAGCCGCGCGACCUUCGUGUGCGGGGGCGAGGAUCUUAAGGUGUAUAAGUUUGACUACAACACCGGCGCUGAAUUGGAGUCGAACAAGGGUCACUUCGGGCCGGUGCAUUGCGUGCGUUGGUCCCCGGACGGCGAGUUGUACGCGACGGGCUCGGAGGACGGCACUGUGCGUUUGUGGCAGGGCGUACCCGGCCGCGUGUACGGCCUGUGGCGCCGCUCAACUGAUGCGCAGCCGCUCGCCAACGGCUUCAAGGAGGUCGCGGCCAACUGACGUUACGCUGCGGAUAAGAAGAAGCAUCAAUAAACGUGCAAUGACUAAUUGUGUUUGGUUUAUGACGUCAGAUGACGUCACCAGGCCCAGAAUCGAGUGAUCACAAAGUUAAAGUGCGGACUGAAAUACAAGACUCCUUGUGUCAAAUUGUUUUAUUGUGCAACUUUGUAUUUAUACUCAAUAAAAUGUAUUUAUUGCAAAAAAGCAAAUAAAUGAGUCAUGUGAGAUGAUUUAAUACUUUGUA
Molecule: messenger RNA, 1343 nt
Organism: Leptidea sinapis
Lineage: Eukaryota; Metazoa; Arthropoda; Insecta; Lepidoptera; Pieridae
Gene: wmd
Product: serine-threonine kinase receptor-associated protein
Exons: 8
Coding region: 125-1099 (324 amino acids)
Biological process (GO): spliceosomal snRNP assembly
Cellular component (GO): SMN complex
Molecular function (GO): RNA binding; protein binding
Source: RefSeq, a predicted model, not a curated record